Molecule: messenger RNA, 1632 nt
Organism: Aureobasidium namibiae CBS 147.97
Lineage: Eukaryota; Fungi; Ascomycota; Dothideomycetes; Dothideales; Saccotheciaceae
Exons: 5
Coding region: 1-1632 (543 amino acids)
Source: RefSeq, a predicted model, not a curated record
AUGCGCACCUCCAUCGCUUUGAACAGCAUUGCCUUAGCGCUCUCAGUUGCGGCUCUGCCCUUGGAAGUCUCAUCCAACAAUGUCUCGAACAUGACCGUGCCAAGUGGCAUGUAUCUAGCAGACGAUGGUUCGAUCAGACUGAGCCUUGCCCGCCGUCAAGAUAUCGACUUCGAUCUCGUGGAUGAGUCACCCGAGCCAACAGUGGCAAUUGACGACUCAAGCAACUACAACCAACAAGCCGCUAUUGAUGCUGUCAUUACAGAGGUAGAGAGCAACCCUCUUCCUCAGAGACGUGACACAGAUCUCCAUCGCCGCGAUAUCGUGGUCGAAACGUCGAACGGCUACACAUCGAAUGUUCAGAUUAAGGAUGCAGCCAUGAGUGUCCCUAAGAACUGUCAGGGUUUGGACACUUUCCUUGGCUCGAAGCUUUUUACCACUGGUCCUUUUGAUACUACCCUUUGUGCUGCAGCUUGCACCGCCCAAAGCGAGUACAACGUCCGUCAUCCUCUUGCCAACGGGGUUGUGAGAACUUGCCAGUUCUACAAUACCUAUGCGAUGUACAGAAAUGGGGUGUAUCAGGGACAGUAUUGUUCUAUGUAUACGCAAGCAUGGGAUGCAAGCUAUGCUAAGAACGAUGGCCAGUGGCGUGGAAGCGUACACUACACUAUGGGUUUGAGCUACAUUGCUUCCAAUGCGACUCAGUCAGGCGACGUUAGCUGUCCAUCUGAUGUGCCCUACCUCAGCCAGAACGGAGCUGCUUUCUGCACUGCAUUUGUUGACUACGUUCCUCCUACCUCGACCGUAUCGACGGUCACCAUCACACCAGCUGUCUCUGUCCUGAUCUCCACUCAGAGGAGCUUUGUCACCAACACUGCCUACAGCACUCAGCUCACCACUGACAUUCAGACCGCAACUGUCACUCGCAACAUGAAGAGAGACGUUCAAACACCUGCAUCUCUGUCAACUUGGUCUCCUUCUCGUAUCUCUGCUGCCUGUUCGUCAGUCGCAACCGGCACCGAAACAGUCACCGCUACCGAGACCGCUGCCACCCCUCUGAGCACCACUCUCACCACUCAGAUGAUUACACAGACCCAGACUGUUCCUACUAACGUGGUUAUCAAGUCUACCACCACCAAGUCUGUGGAUCCUGUCGCAACUCCCAUCAAGGGUCUCAACAUCGUUCAGAAUCCUUCCUUCGAGAAUGGUCAAAACAACUGGAGGGUUGAUUAUCCCAACGGAUUCGACUGGAACUCGAACGCAUAUGUAUGGACAUAUGAAGGUGCGGCUCAAACCGGAAGCAGUUAUGCCAUCUACCAUGUUACACAAGGUUCUAUCGAUUGGGUGCAGACCUUGACUGGUCUAUCGAACACUGCUGCAUACCACUUGACCUUCUACACCCACACUCUGCUCAAUGGCAACCCAUGCUCGAUUCAAGCUUUCCUGGGCUCUGACAAGAUCAUCGACACUCCGGUUUCUGAUAGCGCAGGAUACGGAUCGACUGGAUACAACAAGCGCGAUGUGGAUGUCCGCCCUACUGCCUACACUCAGGAUCUACGCAUCCGCCUCACCUGUGCUCAGGCUGACAACACUGCGAACAUGUUCAUGGACAGUGUUUCGUUCUUUGCGCUCUAG